CAUAAUGUCUGUGGUUUACCCAAAUAACAGGUUUGGACAUCCUCACAAGAGGCCUCAAGGCAGGCACCGACCCUGCUGAUUUUAGGUGAGGUCCUGCCCGCUUGUCCUGCAUCCUGCAAAGCCCGAAUCAAAGCAAGCACAGUCCUGAAGAUAGGCCUCAGUCUUCUAGUUCUAGAAGAAACUUAAGGACUUCAAGAUGACAGGAAGAGAGUUUCUUGAAGUAGAUUCUCCACAGCAAAGGCUAUUUUUGGAAAGAUUUAAGUACAUGGAAAUCAUGCAGAAGAUGCUCAAUGAGCUUCCUAAAGCAGAUCAGAACCUGUGUAACCAUGGAUCAUACUUCCUUGCAGCAAAUUCAAGCCUGUGUGGCUUAGCAGCAAAUAACUUCUUCAGGAACAUCCUGCACGUCCGCAGGGCUGCCAUAGCAUCUGCUUUGCCAAUGGCUGUUAUUCCUUUCAUUUCAACAGCAGCAGUUUAUGAAGUUUUUUUGCGUCAGCCUUUAUUUUCAGGUGAGAUUAACUGCGAGGUCUGUGCUGUGGUCAGAGGAGGAUUAAUAGGGGCUGUUGUAGGUGGUUUCUAUCCUGUUCUCAUGGCUCUCCCCGUGAAUGCAAGCCUUGCAGCCAGGUAUUCUUCAUCUCCCUUGCCAGGGAAAGAAAAUCUACUACGCUUCUGGCUCACAGUUUCUCAGCCUGUCUUUAGAAAGAUGAGUUUGGGUGUAGUGAUACAGGCUCUAACUGGAUUGUAUCUUGCCACUAAACAUCAUGGAAUAUAUGUCAAAAUAAUGGAACGGAUGAGCACUGCUGGCAGGGAUCCUGAAGAGUUACAAGCAUGAAGAUAAGCAAGUUUUCAGUUGCCUUGAAAAACAACCUUAAUAAACAAAGAGAAACGCUGUUGCUUGCUGGGGUUUUUUAAUAGUAAAAUUAAGGCUUUGCAUUGGCAUUCUUCUCAAUUCUGAGAACUUGAAAGGCUGAGGGACUUGGGGGAUUUUUAGCCUAGAGGAGACUGAAGGGGGAUCUUACCAAUGCUUAUAAACACUUCAAGGGUGGGCAUCAGAAGGAUGCAGUCAGUGUUUUCAGUGGUGCCCAAUGACAGGACAAGAGGUAACAGGCACAAACUUAGGAAGCUUCAUGUAAAUAUGAGAAGGAACUUCUCUGAGGGUCAUAGAGCACUGGCUCAGGCUGCCCAGAGAGGUGAUAAUGUCCCUGUCUUUGGAGUCAUUCAAAACCUGCCUGGAUGCCAUCCUGUGCUUACCUGUUCUGGAAGGGGUGUUGGACUGGAUGAUCACCAGAGGUCCCUUCCAACCCCUAUCAUUCUGUGAACGCAGGAUAGGUUUUGCAU
Dryobates pubescens (Downy woodpecker) is the source of this 1335-nucleotide messenger RNA. RefSeq names its product transmembrane protein 126A. The record is from RefSeq and is a predicted model, not a curated record. Gene Ontology annotation, biological process: mitochondrial respiratory chain complex I assembly. Gene Ontology annotation, cellular component: mitochondrion. Lineage: Eukaryota; Metazoa; Chordata; Aves; Piciformes; Picidae. The transcript is spliced from 5 exons. The coding region runs from base 197 to 829 and encodes 210 amino acids.